This is a messenger RNA of Penicillium brevicompactum, 2247 nucleotides long. Its product is annotated as fungal specific transcription factor domain-containing protein. Gene Ontology annotation, biological process: DNA-templated transcription; regulation of transcription by RNA polymerase II. Gene Ontology annotation, cellular component: chromatin. The record is from RefSeq and is a predicted model, not a curated record. The coding region runs from base 1 to 2247 and encodes 748 amino acids. Gene Ontology annotation, molecular function: zinc ion binding; RNA polymerase II cis-regulatory region sequence-specific DNA binding; DNA-binding transcription factor activity, RNA polymerase II-specific. The transcript is spliced from 6 exons. NCBI's taxonomy places the organism in Eukaryota, Fungi, Ascomycota, Eurotiomycetes, Eurotiales, Aspergillaceae.
AUGAAUGUGGCGUCUGCCACAAGCGUUUCUCGCGAAGAUAAUGCAUCUGUCAGCACGGGGGUGCCAAUUCCGGCGUUUCCUCCAAACACACAAGAAACGCCCCUCGCAAGCGGACUGCCAUCAUCGCUGGAUUAUCUGGCCGACAUCUCAGCCCACCAUGGCCGGAGCGAGACGGAAUUAAAUCCAAUGAUAAUCGACGAACAGCAGCCUUACUAUGGGUGGAACGAAGUUACGCACGCAGAUUCAUCACAGCGAGCCGGCUUGGCGUUCGACCCUGUGCCCCCUGCGCCGAAAGACAUGCUCCAAUUAUGGCUCGAGCCUCGCACUGAUACUGUGUCUAAUAGCUCGUUAGAUUUGAUGCAUGAGAAUCAACUUCCUCUCAUAAACGAUAAUCUGAUACUUACGCCAGAUCUCCAUCGGCGUUCGGUCGAAAGCAAGUCCGGCAGCGACAAUAUUCCCAAUGAGCGGUUCUUCAAAGUCCAGCGGUGCUGGUUGGCACCACCUAGUGCCGGACGUCUCAUUAAUAGCUUGUGGCGGGAUACUGCAAUGUCUUCAGUCGAUAACAUCUUCUCUGUUCAAUCCUUGCACUUCUCUGAUGACACAAAUGCAGGUCAGGGGUCGCGUUGUGGUUUUGAUGAGGAUUGCAGACGACGACUACAAGCAGCUUACGGACACGACUCUCAUCCCCAGCACACGAACACCGGUAUCUCUCCGGGGACACCUGUUUCAGCAUCUCAUUACUCCAGCUUCCCUCCAGCUGAGAUCUUUGACAUGUCACUUGAUCAUUACUUCCGGCUUUUCCAUCCACUCUUGCCGUUCGUCCAUGUUCCCACUUUCUCUGCGAAUAAAACACGACCAUCACUCCUAUAUGCCAUGACGCUGGUUGGAAUGACGUUACUUGGUACCAAGGGAACUACUGCCUUCGUGUCCAGGAAUUUCUCGACUGUUUUGGAUAAAGUGACAGUCGAGUUUGCGAGAUGCUCAUUAGGUCUCGAAAAUGCUGCUAGCACCAUGACCUUGUUCGCCACAGCCUUGCUGCUAUUGGAGUUGGCAGGCUUGACAGGGAAUAAGGCACAUCUAGAGCAAUGCCAACCCCUUUAUAUCAACGUGAUGUCGGUUGCUCAGCGUCAUGGGCUGUUCUCAGCCACCGAAGGUCAGAUACUGGAUAUGACUUUGUUCGAAUCGGUCCCCGAUAUAGACAUGAGGAUAAUCAUUGGACUCCUCCUCCUAGACUCCUGGUACUCCUCAUUUCUCUCAACAAGUCCAAUAGUACACCCAGACUCGAUUCAAAUCAUUCUUCCUUGCAGCGAAGAUCUUUUUCGCGCACACUCAUCAACCCAGUGGACUCAGCUCAUACGCGGCGGCAAACGCAUUCUCUCAUUGACGAUCCGCGCACCCUCCGAAAAGGUCAACAUCCCAGCCUUAGAAAGUCCUCUAGAAGACUUCUGUGUCCAAUCCGUGUUAUCGAUCGUCCAUCUUCGCCAGUCUGAAGCCUACCAUCGCCUCCUUUCCAACCGAGCCAGCUAUCCCUUUGCACCGUGUCACAUAUACGCCAUGGACGGCCGCGCUAGAUGCCUGCCCUCACUCCAAUCCCAACUCAUCACAGCUUAUGGCGAAAUUCUCGAUCAACUCAACUCAAACACUCUCAUAGCCUGGCAUUACAUGUGCAUGAUGCUGACUGCCGACAUUCAAAUAUUCGAUCUGGCGGCUGGUCGCGCAGGCCCGACUCCUGCUCGGAAGGCUCUAGCAGACAUCCGCGAAUGGUCGCAGACUUCUGCUGCCCGGCGUGCGUGUCUACACGCUGCACACAUAUACAAAGUCAUGACGAACCGAAAGACUUCCGAGCAUCCUUCCUUUCAGUCGGUGUUCUCGCUCUUCUCGGCUGGAUUGGUUCUCGGCCUGUAUACGUUUAUGGUUCCCGAUGUGACAAGCUCAUUGCCAGGAAUUGGUACCGUGGAGCUGAUGGACGAAAUCGACUGGAGAUAUGUUGGAACGGAAGGAUUCACUAACUUCAUGGAGCCGAGAGGGGGCCAGACUUAUCCUUCGACUGAUGAUUCCAGCAUCAACUUCAUUCGAAAUGGUGCUACAAUCUUCCUACGGGGUCAGUCAGUUCAGGGCGGGUAUCAAUCCGCACGUCGUGUUCUUCUGGAUUAUGCUUCUCUUCUCAAAGACUCUGGGAAAGGAACGCUCAACCAAUUUUCUCACAUUCUGUACAUCAUGAGUGAUGUGCUGAUGGAUGUCGAAUAA